Messenger RNA from Closterium sp. NIES-65, 7530 nucleotides. The record is from the annotation of a GenBank genome assembly. NCBI's taxonomy places the organism in Eukaryota, Viridiplantae, Streptophyta, Zygnematophyceae, Desmidiales, Closteriaceae.
AUGCUCUGUCCCUCACGCCACUCCUCUCCCCCCUUAGAUGCUCCGUCCCUCCCACCCCUUUCCUCCCCCCUCACAGGCUUUUCUGUCAAUGCAGCACUGACCACCAGCCAGCCCACCCGCUUUGCAGCAGAUGCUGCACUCACCACUGCUCCGCCCAUCGGCCCCACGGAGCUCGCCCUGAAAACCCCCUCCGCCACCAUCACCUACGACACCACCAUCUACGAGCGCCUGCCAUGCUUUGCUGCCGAUGCAGCACUCACCACAGCUCCGCCCAUCUCCCCCACGGAGCUCGCCCUGAAAACCCCCUCCGCCACCAUCACCUACGACACCACCAUCCACGAGCGCCUGCCGCCCGGCGACCCGUCCAAGCGUGCCUUCACCUACCUCGUCCUCACGGGCGGCCGAUUCAUCUACGCGUCUGCCCUCCGCCUGCUCGUGCUGAAAUUCAUUCUCAGUAUGAGCGCGAGCAAGGAUGUGCUUGCGUUGGCUUCGCUCGAAGUGGACCUUGGGAACAUCGAGCCUGGUAACACGGUUACCGUGAAGUGGCGCGGGAAGCCGGUGUUCAUCCGCCGCCGUACGCCUGCUGACGUGGCGAAGGCCAAUGACGUGAACCUCUCGGAGCUUCGGGACCCCGAGCCUGAUUCGGCCCGGGCGCCGAAUCCAGAGUGGCUGGUUGUGAUUGGCGUGUGCACACAUCUGGGGUGUGUGCCGCUGCCGAAUGCGGGGGAUUACGGCGGGUGGUUCUGCCCGUGCCACGGGUCGCACUAUGACAUCUCAGGGCGUAUUCGCAAAGGACCGGCUCCCACCAACCUGGAAGUGCCGACUUACAAGUUCUUGGAUGAAACCAAGAGCACCGCCAGUCUCCCGUCGUCGAAGCAGUCCGUGCGAUCCCCUGCUAUGUCGCGCAAGGCCUCCAACGACCCCGUGCGACGCCUCGUGACGACGGCCGAGUUCUCCAAGGUUCCCCAGGAGCCCAUGGGCCUGUACGACCCUGCAUUGGACAGCGACGCCUGUGGUGUCGGCUUCGUUGCCGAGCUCUCCAAAAUCCCCACGCGCAAGACUGUUGCCAAGGUGGAUGCUGGCGUGACUCUCCCGGCGCUGGGGGAGUACGGCGUGGGAAUGUGCUUCCUCCCCACGGAUAAGAAGCGCAGGAACCGCGGCAAGGAGGCGUUCAACAAGGUGGCGGAGGAGAUGGGGUGCAAGGUGCUGGGGUGGCGGCGCGUGUUAACGGACAACGCGGAUCUGGGCAAGGCGGCGCUGGACACGGAGCCCAUCGUGGAGCAGGUCUUCCUGCUCGUCAACAAGGACUCGCACCUCGAGGCCGAGCAGCAGAUGUGGCUGCUGCGCCGCACUGCCAUGAAGGCCGUUCGUGAGGCGCUCAACCUCAAGGUCGGCGGCACCCGCGACUUCUACAUUUGCUCGCUCUCCACCAGGACGAUUGUCUACAAGGGGCAGCUGAAGCCGGAGCAGCUGCAGGGCUACUACCACGCCGACCUCGACGACGCUCGCUUCACCUCUUACAUGGGCCUCGUGCACUCGCGGUUCUCAACGAACACUUUCCCGAGCUGGGAGCGCGCGCAGCCGAUGCGCAUUCUGGGGCACAACGGCGAGAUCAACACGCUGCAGGGCAACGUUAACUGGAUGCGCGCGCGCGAGGGGCUGAUGAAGUGUCCGGGGCUCGGCAUUUCCAAGGAGGAGCUGGACGCCGUGCUGCCCGUCAUCGACGCCAACUCGUCCGACUCGGGCGCGUUCGACGGCGUCCUCGAGAUGCUGGUGCGCGCCGGCCGCACGCUCCCCGAGGCGGUCAUGAUGAUGAUUCCCGAGGCGUGGCAGAACGACAAGAACAUGUACCCCGAGAAGAAGGCGCUCUAUGAGUACCUCUCCGCGCUCAUGGAGCCCUGGGAUGGGCCCGCCCUCAUCGCCUUUUCCGACGGGAAGUACGUGGGUGCGACUCUUGAUCGCAACGGUCUGCGUCCCGGCCGCUACUACGUGACGCACAGCGGCCGCGUCAUCAUGGCCAGCGAGGUGGGCGUCGUCGACGUGGACCCUGCUGACGUGGCGCGCAAGGGCCGCCUGAACCCCGGAAUGAUGCUAUUGGUGGACUUCGAGAAGCACGAGGUGGUGGACGACGAAGCGCUCAAGCGCCAAUACUCGAGCCAGCGCCCCUACGGCGAGUGGCUGGCCAAUCAGAAGCUGACACUCGGCGACAUCGUCGCGUCCGUCCCGGAGGCGGACCGCGUGCCGCCGCCGAUCGCGGGCGCGACGGAAGUCGAUCCCUCCGCUGAUAAGACGAUGGAGACGAUGGGUAUCAACGGGCUGACGACGCCGCUGAAGGCGUUCGGGUACACGAUCGAGGCUCUGGAGAUGCUGCUGCUGCCCAUGGCGCAGACGGGGUCCGAGGCGCUGGGAUCCAUGGGGAAUGACACUCCGCUGGCGUGCAUGUCCACGCGGCCCAAGCUCAUGUCGGAGUAUUUCAAGCAGCUCUUCGCGCAGGUCACCAACCCCCCCAUUGAUCCCAUCCGCGAGGCGGUUGUCACGUCGACCGAGUGCAUGGUGGGUCCGGAGGGGGAUCUGACGGAGACGACUGAGGAGCAGGCGCACAGGCUGUCGCUCAAGGGCCCGCUGCUGACGCCGGAGGAGACGGAGGCGAUGAAGAAGAUGGACCACCGCGGCUGGCGCACGGCCGUCGUGGAUAUCACGUUCGCCAGGAGCGAGGGGCCGGACGGGCUUGAAAAGGCGCUGGAUCGGAUCUGCGCUGAGGCGAGCCUGGCGAUCGAGGCUGGUUACAAGAUGCUCGUGCUGUCUGACCGAGCCACGUCCCCGACCCGCGUGCCCGUGAGCGCGCUCCUGGCCGUGGGCGCGGUGCACCAGCACCUGGUGCGCACGCUGCAGCGUACGCGGAUCGGCAUCGUGGUGGAGUCGGGCGAGCCCCGCGAGGUGCACCACUUCUGCACGCUCGUGGGGUUCGGCGCCGACGCCAUCUCGCCCUACGUCGCCACCGAGGCCAUCUGGCGCCUGCAGGUGGACGGCAAGAUCCCGCCCAAGGCGGACGGGUCGCUCCGCACCAAGGACGAGCUCAUUCGCACGUACUUCAACGCGAGCAACGCGGGUAUGCUCAAGGUGCUGGCGAAGAUGGGCAUUUCCACGCUGGCUUCGUACAAGGGCGCGCAGAUCUUCGAGGCCUUGGGGUUGUCGAGCGACGUGGUGGACCGGUGCUUCCGGGGCACGGCGAGCAGGAUUCAGGGCGUGUCGUUUGACAUUCUGGCGGCUGAUGCGAUCCGUAUGCACGACCAGGCGUUCCCGCUGGGGACUGAGAAGAACCUUGCGGAGGAUUCCGCGGAUGCUAUUGCGGUGCCGAACCCUGGGGAUUACCAUUACAGGAAGGGUGGGGAAGUGCAUUUGAACGAUCCGGUGGCGAUCUCGCGGCUGCAGGAGGCCGCGCGGACGAAUAGCCCGGCGGCUUAUAAGGAGUAUGCGGCGAUUACGAACACGCUGAACCAGCAGUGCAACCUGCGCGGCAUGCUGAAGUUCAAGCCGGCGCCAGGUGGCGCGAUACCAUUGGAGGAGGUGGAGCCGGCGAGCGAGAUUGUGAAGCGGUUCUGCACGGGAGCCAUGAGCUACGGGUCUAUCUCUCUUGAGGCGCAUCAGAGCCUGGCGAUUGCUAUGAAUACGAUUGGAGGGAAGUCGAACACGGGCGAGGGAGGCGAGAACCCGUCCCGGCUGGUCCCUAACCCGGACGGGAGUAACAAUAUCCUCAGGUCGUCGAUUAAGCAGAUUGCGAGCGGGCGGUUUGGCGUGUCGGCGUAUUACCUGACGAACGCGGACGAGCUGCAGAUUAAAAUGGCUCAGGGCGCGAAGCCCGGAGAGGGAGGCGAGCUGCCCGGGCACAAGGUGAUCGGGGAUAUUGCCAUCACGAGGAACAGCACGCCGGGAGUGGGGCUCAUCAGCCCGCCGCCCCACCACGACAUCUACUCCAUUGAAGAUCUGGCGCAGCUCAUUUACGAUCUCAAGAACUCCAACCCGGGUGCGCGUGUGAGCGUGAAGCUGGUGUCCAAGGCGGGUGUGGGAGUGAUUGCAAGCGGAGUGGUGAAGGGCCAUGCGGACCAUGUGCUCAUCUCGGGCCACGACGGCGGCACCGGUGCGUCCCGCUGGACCGGCAUCAAGUCCGCCGGCCUCCCCUGGGAGCUCGGCAUCGCCGAGACCCACCAGACGCUCGUGGCCAAUGACCUGCGCGGCAGGACUGUGCUGCAGGCGGACGGGCAGAUGAAGACCGGAAAGGAUAUCACAGUCGCGGCGCUGCUCGGUGCUGAGGAGUUUGGGUUUUCGACCGCGCCGCUGAUUACCCUUGGGUGUAUUAUGAUGAGGAAGUGCCAUAAGAAUGUGUGCCCGGUCGGGAUUGCGACCCAGGACCCGGUGCUUCGCGCGAAGUUUUCCGGGCAGCCGGAGCACGUGAUCAACUAUUUCUUCAUGGUGGCGGAGGAGGCGCGCGAGUACAUGGCGCAGAUGGGCUUUAAGACCAUGGACGAGAUGAUCGGCCGCGCCGACAUGCUGGAGCAGGACAUGGAGCUCUGUAACUCCAACCCCAAGCUGCACAACAUCGACCUCUCCGUGCUGCUCACCCCCGCCGCCACCCUCCGCCCGGGGGCGGCCCAGCGGUGCGUGCAGAAGCAGGACCAUGCUCUCGAGCUGGCGCUCGACCAGAAGCUGAUUCAGCUUGCGCAGCCCGCGAUCACGCAGAAGAUUCCGGUGUUUGCCGAGGUGCCGAUUGUGAAUGUGAACCGCGCCGUGGGGACCAUGCUGUCGCACGAGGUCACCAAGGUGCAUCGCCUGGAGGGCCUCCCUGCUGAUAUGAUCCAUUUCAAGCUCACGGGCAGCGCUGGGCAGAGCUUCGGCGCGUUUACCUGCAAGGGGCUGACUCUGGAGCUGGAGGGGGAUAGCAAUGAUUAUGUGGGCAAGGGGCUGUCUGGCGGGAAGCUGAUUAUCUACCCGCCCGCCGCGUCGACGUUUGAUCCCAAGGAGAAUAUCAUCAUUGGGAAUGUGGCGCUGUAUGGUGCUACGUCUGGCGAGGCGUAUUUCUGCGGUAUGGCUGCGGAGCGGUUUGCAGUGAGGAAUUCUGGAGCUAGGGCGGUUGUUGAGGGUGUGGGGGACCACGGGUGCGAGUACAUGACGGGCGGCACAGUGGUGAUUCUGGGCGGCACUGGGAAGAACUUCGCCGCGGGAAUGAGCGGCGGGACGGCGUACAUCCUCGACCGGGAGGGAGACUUCCACAAGAGAUGCAACACAGGGCUUGUCGACCUCGACCCUGUAGUGGAAGAGGCAGACGUGCUGCUGCUGCGCUCCAUGAUUCAGCAGCACCAGAGGUAUACCAAGAGCAAGCUGGCAGGCGAGGUGCUGGCGGAGUUUGAGGAGCUGCUGCCCAAGUUCGUGAAGGUGUUCCCGAGGGACUUUAAGAGGGUGCUGGAGGAGGAGAGGGUGAAGCGGGAGAAGGAGGCGGCGGCGCUCAAGGAGAAGGACGCGUUCGAGGAGCUCAAGAAGCUGGCGGCCGCGAGUGGAGGGGAGGUCAACGGGUCCGCUGCUGUGGUACCCCCCAAGCGCCCCACGCGCCUCCCCACGCCCGUCAAGUUCGGGGGGUUCAUGAAGUACGAGCGCGAGCCGCUGCCUUACCGCCCGGCUGAGGAGCGCCUCACUGACUGGGGCGAGGUGCUGGCCUCCGACCCCGGCCGCCCCGAGCUCCUCAAGACCCAGUCCGCCCGCUGCAUGGACUGCGGCACGCCCUUCUGUAACCAGGACAAGUCGGGGUGCCCGCUGGGGAACAAGAUUCCCGAGUUCAAUGAGUUGGUGUACCAGGGCCGGUGGAAGGAGGCGCUGGAUCGGUUGCUCGAGACGAAUAACUUUCCUGAGUUUACGGGGCGGGUGUGCCCUGCGCCGUGCGAGGGCGCAUGCGUGCUGGGGAUUAUUGAGAACCCCGUGUCGAUUAAGACGAUGGAGCUGAGCAUCAUUGACAAGGCGUAUGAGAUGGGAUGGAUGGUGCCCCGCCCGCCUGCCAAGCGCACUGGCAAGAAGGUGGCGGUGAUUGGCAGUGGCCCCGCCGGUCUGGCCGCGGCCGACCAGCUGAACAAGCGCGGGCACACGGUGACGGUGUACGAGCGGGCGGACCGCAUCGGAGGGCUGAUGAUGUAUGGCGUGCCCAACAUGAAGACGGACAAGACCCAUGUGGUGCAGCGCCGUGUGGACCUCAUGGCCGCCGAGGGCAUCACCUUCGUCACCAAUGCACAUGUGGGCGUGGACGAGCAGUACAGCCUGGACAAGCUCCGAGCAGACACUGAUGCUAUGCUGCUUGCCUGCGGGUCGACCAAGCCAAGGGAUCUGCCUGUCCCCGGGCGCGAGCUCAAGGGCGUGCAUUUCGCGAUGGAUUUCCUAUCGGCGAACACCAAGUCGCUGCUGGACAGCGGGCUGAAGGAUGGGAGGUUUAUCUCGGCGGAGGGCAAGAAGGUGGUGGUGAUUGGUGGGGGUGACACGGGCACGGACUGCAUUGGGACCAGUCUGAGGCACGGGUGUGAGUCGCUGGUGAAUCUAGAGUUGCUGCCGCAGCCGCCGCCGUCCCGCGCUGAUGGCAACCCCUGGCCGCAGGCCAGGUGUCCUCGCUCUCACAACCACCCCUUGCCACCCCUUUCCACCCCUCACCUCCACCUCUUCACCCCUCCCUCCCGCCAGUGGCCGCGCAUCUUCCGCGUGGACUAUGGCCACGAGGAGGCCAAGACCAAGUUCGGGGCGGAUCCCCGCUCCUACGAGGUUCUCACCAAGCGCUUCAUCGGUAACGAUGCGGGUGAACUGACGGGCAUCGAGACAGUGCGCGUGCAGUGGGCGAAGGACGCUUCUGGGCGGUUCCAGAUGAGCGAGGUGGCCGGGUCCGAGGAGGUGAUCCCUGUCGACCUCGCUCUGCUCGCCAUGGGCUUCCUGGGUCCCGAGCAGGCAACCGCUUACCUUACCCCCUCCGUCUCCUGGGUGCAGAACGUGGCGGAGAAGCUGGGGCUCAAGACGGACGCGAGGAGCAACUUCCAGGCGGACUAUGGGCAGUUUGCCACCAACCUGGAGGGCGUCUUUGCUGCCGGCGACUGCCGUCGCGGACAGUCUCUGGUGGUGUGGGCUAUCGCGGAGGGCCGUGGCGCAGCGGCGAACAUCGACGCAUAUGUGAUGCGCGGAGAGGAGGUGGACAUGGCACCGGAAGAGAGGGAGCUCGUGGAGGUGGCUGCCAGGGCUGUUGUUGCUGUGGACGCUGCUGAGCGGAGCGCUGCCACCAAUGGCAGUGCCACUAACGGGAGUGCCACUAAUGGAAGUGCUACAAAUGGCAGUGCCACGAAGGGGAGAGCGUUCCCAGAGGGCGUGGAGCAGGCACGCGUGGAAGCAGUUGAUGCGUGUCUGAUGGUGGAGGGAGAGGACGACACGGAGCACAUUGAAGCGUGUGUGGAGAAGAGUGUUGAGGCUGCUGCCUUAGGGGAUGGUACCCCUGUGUCAGAGCAAAGCUAUUAG